Messenger RNA from Trichechus manatus latirostris (Florida manatee), 1906 nucleotides. It is a transcript of the gene RNF138, whose product is annotated as ring finger protein 138. Bases 175 to 909 code for a protein of 244 amino acids. Gene Ontology annotation, molecular function: single-stranded DNA binding; ubiquitin protein ligase activity. Lineage: Eukaryota; Metazoa; Chordata; Mammalia; Sirenia; Trichechidae. The transcript has 8 exons. The record is from RefSeq and is a predicted model, not a curated record. Gene Ontology annotation, cellular component: site of double-strand break; nucleus. Gene Ontology annotation, biological process: DNA double-strand break processing involved in repair via single-strand annealing; double-strand break repair via homologous recombination.
AAAGUGGGCGUGGAUGAGGGCACUGCCGGGCGGCCGAGCGAAGGGAGGCCGCGGGCAGAGCCGCGGGGUGGGUGAAGGAGCUGCGGCCCUGUUGAGGAGCCAGGGAGUCGGGCCCCGGGCCGCCACCGCCACCUCGGCCAUUGCCGCCAUCGCCUUGAUCCCCCAUCCCCCGCCAUGGCCGAGGAGCUCUCCGCGGCCACAUCCUACACAGAAGAUGAUUUCUACUGCCCCGUCUGUCAGGAGGUGCUCAAAACGCCUGUGCGGACCGCGGCCUGUCAGCACGUUUUCUGUAGAAAAUGUUUCCUGACUGCAAUGAGAGAAGGUGGAAUACAUUGUCCCCUCUGUCGUGGAAAUGUGACUAGAAGAGAGAGAGCAUGUCCUGAACGGGCUUUAGACCUUGAAAAUAUCAUGAGGAAGUUUUCUGGUAGCUGCAGAUGCUGUGCAAAACAGAUUAAGUUCUAUCGCAUGAGACAUCAUUACAAAUCUUGUAAGAAGUAUCAGGAUGAAUAUGGUGUUUCUUCUAUCAUUCCAAACUUUCAGAUCUCUCAAGAUUCAGUCGGGAACAGUAAUAGGAGUGAGACAUCCACAUCCGAUAACACAGAAACUUACCAAGAGAACACAAGUUCUGGGCAUCCCACCUUUAAGUGUCCAUUGUGUCAAGAAUCAAAUUUUACCAGACAGCGUUUACUGGAUCACUGUAACAGUAAUCACCUAUUUCAGAUAGUUCCUGUGACGUGUCCUAUUUGUGUGUCUCUUCCUUGGGGAGAUCCUAGCCAGAUUACUAGAAAUUUUGUUAGUCAUCUAAAUCAAAGACAUCAGUUUGAUUAUGGAGAAUUUGUGAAUCUUCAGCUAGAUGAGGAAACCCAGUAUCAAACUGCUGUUGAGGAAUCUUUUCAAGUAAACAUCUGAAGGCUGUAAACAUCUCUGCAUCUUUGUACCUGCAAGUGCCAUCUUUAAGGGGAAAACUACAUGAAGUCACCCAUUUCAAUCAAUAACUUGAUGUGUAUAUUAAUAAAAGUAAUUCAGUCUAUUGUUUUAGUUUUUUUAAUUAAAAAAUAAAGAUGGGCCAUCUAAUAACUUCAUCCUCUUGAUAAAUUAAAAAAUGAAAGUCAUGACAUUAGCUUAUUUUAAAGCAUAAAGAGGAUUAUAUUUCACUAAUGUAAUGGUGAAAAGGGAAUCCUUGUUGUACCUUAUUUUUUGUUUCAUAUUGAAUUUUUCAUUAUGUUGCUUUUGAAAUUUGGUGCAGUUUCUUGCAUUUACUUUAUUGUAACAGGUAAUGCACAGUCGCAAAUUCUGAAGAUGUGAUUGAUAAACCUAACAUAUCUGAGCCAGUUUAUCAGAGUUGGAGAACGGAAACUUGAAGUGCUAAAUGGAACAAUCCAAAGUAAACUUUUUUUAUACAGAUUCUAGCUGAAGAAUUCAUCUUUAAGAAAAUUGUAUUUAUAUAACUUUUACUAUUUUUGAAGGCUAGUGAGAUUUCUUUAAUAAUGUAACUCUUUAAAUAGCAAAAGCUCAUUGUAAAGAUAUUUUCUUUUUGGUAUUAGAAGGAAAUAUCAAGAGAAAAUUUUAUUUCCUUGGUGAGCAGUUGAUAGUUUGAACCUUGUUUUUUUGGCUGCCUAAUUUGUAAACUCGUAAUGAAGUAAGCUGGAUAACAGCUCUUUGGCCUCAGAAUUUUUCAAUAGCCAGUAUUUCUGAUUAGCUAAGAUAAAACUUAUUAGAAAUUUUCAGUUGGUGAUAUUCUGAAUAUAUAUCUAAAUGAGAGGUUUGGCUUGGUUUCCUUAUGGAAAUUCAGAGUUAAAGAGCUGCACAUUACAUAUACAUACAGUUUAUCAGAUUACAUACAGUUUCUAUAAAGGAUUUAAGAAAUGGACAAUAUAGGAUUGAAGUGCUAUCUGGUUUGAUUAAA